Molecule: messenger RNA, 3909 nt
Organism: Zeugodacus cucurbitae (melon fly)
Lineage: Eukaryota; Metazoa; Arthropoda; Insecta; Diptera; Tephritidae
Exons: 9
Coding region: 77-2344 (755 amino acids)
Biological process (GO): neuropeptide signaling pathway
Cellular component (GO): membrane
Molecular function (GO): corazonin receptor activity
Source: RefSeq, a predicted model, not a curated record
CAUAUGGAUGUAUGAAUUGCUGUCUCAAAGAUUGAGCUGGGAAUGUAUUUUGCAAUUGCGAAUUUGAAGCACUGCAAUGGACCUAAAAGCCGGUGGACUACUCGUGCCGCCAACUGUUAAGAACUCAAGCUGCUCGCAUCCACGUUACACCAGCCACAAUUUCAUCGUACACAUCGGCAUUGCGGAGACCAUCGAAGCGGUGCUCAUACUCAUACUGACGCUGGGCGUGAUUGGUGCCAAUGCGCUGGUCAUAUUUGUAAUAAACAAUCGUCGCUAUUCGCCAUAUAUACAUCAGCAGCCGCGUUAUCUGCUCACCUCUCUGGCUUUAAAUGACCUCACCAUCGGACUGCUUAUCACACCGUUUGGACUGUUGCCAGCGUUGUUCCACUGUUGGCCGUACGGCGAGAUAUUUUGCCAAAUACAGGCUCUACUCCGCGGUGCGCUAUCACAACAAAGUGCCGUUAUAUUGGUCUGCAUGGCAGUCGAUCGGUAUAUGUGUGCAUUACAUCCGCGAAAAUACUAUCAGCACUCCAGUAAAAAGGGCUGUGUUGCCGUGCUGAGCUUAACAUGGAUCAUCAGUUUGACGGUGUUUGGUUUUCUAGUGCUGCCAAAAGGCUAUUACUUUAACAACACCGGUCUCAUGGCCUGUGAGCCAUUCUACAGUAAGCCAUCAUAUCGUAUACUCUCCACCUGCGCUCUCUACUUCCCCACCACCAUGGUGCUAAUGUACUGUUACGGUUCGAGUUUCCAUUUGAGCCGCUUCCGUUUGAAUGAUCCAACCAUGCCACUAACAGCUGCGGUCCAUCAUCCGCAUCUCGGACAUCCGCCGCAUAUGUACCAGCAAGCGUUGCACGGCCACCAUAUGCAACAUGGCAUGCCUGGUGGGGGUAUGGGUCAUCAUGGAUUGCCGCCGGGCACUACAACGCUACCGAAUACUCCCGUCAUGAACCUCAGCAUGGCAAUGAGCAUGGGUUUGGGCAUGGGCGGCAUGAGUGGUAUGACUGGAAUGGGUGGCAUGGGUGGUGGUGUUGCUGGUGGCAUGCAUUAUGGAGGCGGAGGCGGUGGUGGUGGCGGUGCUACAGCUUCUGUGAUGAGCGGUGGUAAUGGUGGUAGCGGUGCGGGUGGAGGCGCUGGUGCUGGCGCAGGUGGUGGUGGUGGUGGUCCAACGAAUAAUGUGACAAAGAAGAUUGUGCCCAUCCAGGAAAAACACUCUGCCGGCAAUACCUCACGUUCUAUGGCUGCCAUUUCGUUGGGUUUCAUUGUUAUGAUCACACCGUGGACGAUACAGGAGAUUGUCACUGCCUGCACGGGCUCCAAGUUGCCGCCUUUUCUGGAUUUUGUGGUAACUUGGAUUGCCUUAAGCAACAGUUUGUGGAAUCCUUUCAUGUAUUGGCUUCUUAAUUCGGAUUUUCGACGGCUGAGUAAACACUUGAUGCCAAAUAGGUGCUUUCCCACCGAGGACACGCCCGAACACAAAUCACCCUGUUGUCACAUCAAUUCUGAUUUUGAAAUCACAACGCUGCCACUGCCGCCGGAACCGCCUACCGGACGACCACCGAAGGGUGGCAGCGGCGCCGAUGCUGCUGGCGAUAACAACGGCAGCGAAGGUGGCAAUAGCUCGAGUGGUGGAGGCGGCAGCAGUCGAGGUGGCGGCAGUGGCAUACGCGGUGGCUCAGUGCUCGGCAUUUGCGCGCGAGCACGCACAAACAGUCUCAGCCGCAGCGCAUCGCAACAGGCGCGCAAGAAUGCCAACAGCGGUGGCGGCGGCGGUGGCUGUAGUAACAGCAGUCACGGCCACCAUGGGCACAGUCACCAUGGCGGUGGCGGCGGUGGUAUGAGUUUCACCAGCGUGCGCCCUGACAUCGAAGGACUCUCCGAGAAGUACUGGGGUGAAAUACUAGAGCGCACCGUAAGCUCGGGUAGCCUGCAUGCGCUAACGAAAAGCUUUCCGAAUGCGGCCCCGCACCACUACUACCCACACCAUCAGCCAAUGCAGCAGCAAACAUUCCCACCGCCACCGCACGCCACAACAAUGACAACAUCGUUUAGCAAACACAGUGAACUGAAUCUUAACUUGGCGUUGGCCGAGCAGGAACGUCAUGCCGCCGCACUGCACGAUGCAAGUGGCGGCGGCGGUGGCGCUCUCAAUGCCUAUGAGCUCAGUAAAUUCUCCAGCUCAGAGCCAAAACUGUGCGAACAUAUCUAUCACGAUGCCAACUGUGCCAAAAAUAAAUCAACGGCGCUGGGCGGCGGCACCAACGUCAGCGCUGCGGACGAUGUCAAAAUGUUAGCCGGCAGCGCUGCAGUGGCGUCGGCGACCGGACGCAGUAUACCGGAUAUUUAGUACGCGGAGAAUGUUAUAUUAGCCAACAAUCAAAUGGCGCGCAUUUGUGCGCGUGGCGUCAUCUGUGCCGGGACGAUGCCAGGUGCUGGCGCUGGUGGCCCUCGCAGCAACACUUUAACCACAACUCGUGUCGCUUGUCAUAGUCCGCCUGCGCGCAGCAUGUCCGUAUUAGUCGCUAUGCCGAUGGCGGAGUACCGGAAGUAGGCACAUGACAAAGCGUGACAAGGCGACAAGGCAAACGGCAGCAGCGCCGGAAAUGCAGUAAGCCAAAAAUGAAGUACGAACGAAAUGACAUUUUGCGCCAGCUAUGCAGCGGACUACUGCGUAAAAUGGUUGGCCUAAGCAAACUAAGCGCGCGGCUCUAUCGUGGCGAGUGGCCAUGGUGACAGCAAUCUGUGUAUGUAUGUUUGUAGUAUACUAUAGUUAGUAGUGUGGCGCCGCCAAUACUGCUAAGGAAAUUUUCGCAAAUUCUACAUAUAUCUUCAGUCUCUAAGUGUAUGAUGUGUCCUGCGUCAUGUGUCCUGUGUAUAUAUAUGUAUAAGCACUAUAAGUCGUGUGAUAAUACCUACUUUAUGUAACUUAACGGCAUGCUGGUACUUACAGCGCCAGGCAAGCGUUACCAUCGCUUUGCUGAUUUAAUGCUCUCAUACACUAAUGCUCAUUAAUUGUAAAGCGCCUGACAGUUGUGUAAAGAUAAGCCCAAAAUCUGUAAAAAUUAUUGUAUUUGAAAUUAAUUAUUGCCUCAAUAAUGGUAACAUCAGAUCCACAUUAAUUUGCAUUUGAUUAAAGUGGAGAUGAUGUAGAUAUAUUUCGGCAAAAUAUAUUUUAAUCUGAAGUCACGUCCAAUAAUUUAGCACAGAAUCGGGUAUUCAAUCAACACUUUUUGUAGCAUACAUUACUAAGUUAAUAUUGUAUAGCACCUAAAGGUAUGCUACACCUAGUUACGUGAACUGAUAAUGAUGAUAUGACUUGACUUCUUGUUACACAAUUUGAUUGCUUCUAUUAGACAAUUCUCAUUUAACUUAAUCACUGACUAACCAAAUUUUAUAAGAUUAUUGCUAAAUUAAAUAGGUCUAAACUAAGAAAAUGCGUAAUAAUAAAUAUACCCCUAAAAGUAUGUAAAGAAAUGCAGUAGUAAUUAUUUUACCACGUAGUUGAAUUUUAUGUCUAGUACUUGUAGUAGAUCUGUGUAGAUGAUAGUAUAUAACUCGAGUAGGUUAUGUGAUGCUUGCUGCUGUGUUGAUUUAGAGUUCAAUUUUCAAAAAGAAUAUCAUAAAUAUUCCAAAUAAGACGAACUUUUUAAAAUUCUAUCAAAAGCUUCCAAUAAUAAAAAUCAAAUAUACAUUUUCGUCAUAUUUUAACCACAAUUCCUUGUCAACAAAUCGGUUUCGGCUUGCUACUAACAGCAGCGUCAUCUUCAUCACAUUCAUACCACUCUUUGAAUAUAUAACUAUUUGUAAUCACAGCAGCGAGUUUUUAUUUACCCAAUGUGACUCAAAUCUUUGUGAAAAUGUGAAUGUUAACAGUUUUUAGAAAUUCAGGAAAAAUUAUUAAAAAUAAGUGUU